Molecule: messenger RNA, 5273 nt
Organism: Prinia subflava (tawny-flanked prinia)
Lineage: Eukaryota; Metazoa; Chordata; Aves; Passeriformes; Cisticolidae
Product: collagen alpha-1(II) chain-like
Exons: 2
Coding region: 3631-4551 (306 amino acids)
Source: RefSeq, a predicted model, not a curated record
UGGGGGGAGGAGGGAAGGGUUUGGGGCAAGAGGAAAGGAAGAGAAAGAAGGAGAAUACGGGAAGAAGGAAGGAGGAAUAGAGGAGGGGACAGGAGGGGAGGCCGAAGCCCCCGCGCCUGACCCGCGGAGCCCGCACAGGGAGCUCCGCCCGCACCACGCUCGCAGGGAGCAAAAUGGCGGCGGGGCGAUUUCCGGGCUUAAAUACCCUCGGCCCCGCCCCGCGCAGCCGCCCUGGGGCCCCGCGCACCUGAGCCGGGCCCGCCCCGCGCACCUGAGCCACGGCCCCGGCCCCGCCCCGGCUCCACCCGGACCCGGCUCCUCCCUAGCCCCGUCCCACGGAGCCCCGGCUCCACCCCGGGCUCCACCCUGGGCUCCCCCCGGGCUCCCGCCGAGCCCUGCCCGGGCUGAGGCCGGGACCAUCGCUCGCGGCCCCGCCUCUCACACCUGGGCCGAACCGGGGCCGAGACCGGCACCGGGAGUUCGGGUCCGGGUCCUGCCCGUGCCCGCUGGGAGUCCCGGGGCCGGAGGACCGGCGGGGUUGGCGCUGCGGUGCGGACCGGGCUCGCCGCGGGCGGGAGGAGCCGCUCCGGGCCGGGCGCUGGGGCCGAGCCCGGCGCUGCCGCUCCUGCUCCGGCUCUGCCCCGCCGGGGCUCCGGGACCCCCCAGACCCCGCCCGUCCUUGCAGCGCCGGGGGAAUUUGGUUUGACUCUUUCAUCCAGCAUAGGCAGAAACUGCUUAAGAAAUAAUUCAAAGAAAUUCGGAGAAUGAAGAGACAAUAAGGAAGAGCUGCCAGCUCCAACCAAGGGGUGCUCAAACCCCUUCUCAAUGAUUUGCUUUAAUUAACCAAUGCAAAUGAACCAUACAAAACCACAUUGAUACAGUUUUAUUCUUUAAUCAAGUUAUAAAUGCUGCAGAAUAUAAAAGAACAUUUUUAACCCCAAAACUCUUGUAGGAGUUACACAGGGCAGGGCUGCACUGCACCCCCAAACUGAGAACUGGGAGAAUUGGGAGCAAAGACAAAUCCAGGCUGAGAUUCCCGGAGAUCGGUGCAGCUCCUGCCAGCCAGAGCAGUCCCGGUGCGGCCCCACGGGAGCGCUGCCGGGAGGCGCCCGGAGCCGAUCGUGCCCAGCCCCGGGGGAGAUCCCUGCCCGCAGCUCCGGCCGUGCCCGGCUGUGCCGGGGUCCCCACGCUGGCAGCCUAAAGGGAUUUAAAGCUGUGUGGAGGUGGCACUUGGGGACAUGGGACAGCGGUGGCCUCAGCAGCACUGGGGAAUGGUUGGGCACCGUGACUUCAGAGGGCUCCUCCAACCUGAAGGAUUCCAUGAUUCCAAGGACACCCUGUACAUGGCCAGCACACACACACCUGUGCCUGCUGCAAACAUCAUUUCACUCCUUCUCCUCUGCUUGGCUGCCAAAUAUUCCCUGGUGACAGGGAACACAGGAGCAGUCCUUGCUGCAGGACAAGCCAGCAGGAUUAGAUCAAAUUCCCUUCAGAAAGAGCCGACAGGAUCCAGCCAGUCCUGGAGCUGCUUGGGAAGCUCCCAGUCCCUUCCAAUAGCAAGAGAGGGAAAUCACCUCGUGCAGAGGGACAAUGACAGGAGAGCUGUGGGGAGAGAGCAGCAGAGAUGGGAGAGGAACGGCAACACCAGAGCUUUCCAAAGGGAACACCUGCCAAAUCAACCUCCAGAACCUGUGCAAAAUGUUUUCCAGCUGAGCUGUGGGUCUGUCUACUCCUGUCUUCCACUCACUGACCAUGGCCAGGAGCUGCUCUGGAUGGAAGGUCCUCUCUGUGUUCAUGGAUGUUUUCCCUCACUGCCCCCAUGGGGUCCAUGGGGAGCUAAAGGAGAAGAAAAGGAAUGAACAGGGAAUAAAGUAUCCAUAAAUAGAGCAGAUAUGGCCACAUGUCUUCACCAAGCUCAUACAACAAAUAAUAUCCCAAGUUAUUGCAAUUAAAAUCCCUUUUAGCUGGGAAAGGAAACAUUCCUGGUCCUCAUUUCUGACACCUUCCUUUUGCACUACCUGUCAUGCUGGAGUGCCAGGACAAGGGGGAAUGGCUUCCCACUGACACAGGCAGGGAUAGAUGGGACAUUGGGAAGAAAUUCUCCCCUGUGAGGGUGGGGAGAAGGUAUGCCCAGAGGAGCUGUGGCUGCCCCUGGAUCCCUGGCAGUGUCCAGGGCCAGGCUGGACGGGGCUUGCAGCAAGCUGGGAUGGUGGAAGGUGUCCCUGCCCAUGCAAUGGGUGGAGUGGGAUGACCUUUUAAGGUCCCUUCCAGCCCAAACCAUCCCGGCAUUCCUCGGCUCCGGCUUUAGCAGGGCCCUGCCGGGGCCAGCAGCGCCUCCCAGCUCCCCCCACCCGCGGUCUGGAGUUCCCCGCGUUCCCUGCCCGGGGUCCCCUCACGGUGCCCCAUUCCAGCCCCUCGUUCCGUGCCCCUCAAAGCCCUGGCCUUGUCACGGCUCCUCACCAAAGCUGCCUCCCCUGCUCUCCCCCUGGGCAGGUCCUGCUGUGCCGGCCCUUUCCGAGCCCCUGCCCUGAGCUGACACCCUUUGCUUUGCCCCAGGGGCCACCCCAGCGAUUGUUCCCACUGGAAUAUCCCCCUGCUCUGGGGGUGGCUGCUGGAAGCUGGCAGGUGCCUCGGGGUUGGGUUUUUGGAAGGAUGAUUGAGAUUUAGCACCUACUGCAAGCACUUGAGGGACUGCACACAUUUGUCCAAAAAUGCUGAUUUGUGCCCAGGCCUGCCUAAACACCCAUCAUGCAGAAUUCCAGGGCCUCUUCCUUCCUUCUCCACAGCCAUUCGGUUAAACUGGAACCUCUGGGAGACAGAAGGCUCCCACGGAGAGCUGGAGGUCUGCAGGGAGAGCAGAGUUCAUCUGAUCGCCCUUGACCUCUGGUUCUUCAGCUCCUCAGCGUAGAUCCAUCGGAGGCACAGGAGCUGGGGACCCGGAGCAGCGGGAGCCGGGGCUGGCAGGUCUCUGCUCCUCGAGAUUGAUCCCUGUGUGCAGCUGAGAACAGGCAGGGGAUGGACAUGGGGCUGCAGGUGGGUGCUGUGGCCCCGCAGGAUUUAAUCAGCAACUCCAAUCGCCUCCUGCUCCUCGGGCUGUCCCGAGGUGCCCUCAGAACCCAGAACAAACACUCAAGGUGGGAGCUACCAUCCCACGGAUCCCUGCCUUUCGGGGAGCCUGUCUCCAGCUCUGAGAGCAAACGCAGUUUUGUGUCCCUCGUUUGCAGACCCUGAACGAUGAAGCUCCGGCUCUGGCGAGCACGAGGAGCCUGGAGCCAGGUUAGCACAGGAGAUGGCAAAGGAAACUGUGGGAAACAAGGACACUGCACAGUCCACAGGCAGGAGCAGAGGGAGAAAGGAGCAGGGAGCAAGGGGCUCCUCUCUGAACAGGCAUUUAAUGCAUCCUCUGGCCAUUUUCCCAACUGAUACCUGCUGUGCUCAAAGAUCCGGUGGCCAAAGCAAAUCUCCAUCCCUGGGUCAAUGUCCUCUGACUGAGGGCAGCCCUGCCGAUUCCAGCUCUGCUCCUCCCCACCCCACCUGGGCUAUCUUCCAGCCAUCCAUGAGCAGGGGUCUCCUGUCCCAUUGGUAAGGACAGCACCCAGCCAGGCCCAGCAGCUCUGUGCUUGCAGAGGGAUGCAUCCAGCUCCGUUUCACACCGGAUUGCCCAGCCCUGUGCAUCCUCCCGGGAAAUGCAGCAGGCCCUGGGAUUUGGGCUCCCAGCUGUGCCCAGCCCAGGCUCGCUUUCACCUCGGUCCCUUAGGUUUCUGUCCUCAGCAAAUCCUGAACUGCACCCUGGAUGACACCCAAGGGUUCCUCCCCCGGCUCCAGAAGGCUACAGAGGCAUUCCCACAGCUCAGCCACAGGGAGAAAGAGAGGCAGAGCCAGGAGCAAAGGCCAGCAGGGGCAGUGCAGCAGCCGAACAAACGGGGAGCACGGGGGGGCAGGGAUGAACGCGGGGACGCCUCAGCUCCCGGCCCGGCGGGGCCGGAUCGGUGCCGCGGCACAGCCCCGGCUCCGGGCACAGCAGCUCGGGAGGGGCAGAGCACACGGAGCCGCCGGCACAGAGGGAGUUUGCCUUUCCCUGAACCCCUCAUUCCAGCAGUUCUGGGCUCAACACCCAUUCCUGCUGUGCCUUCUGCACGGCGGGCGGAUGGAACCUUCCCAAAGGGGACGCUCUCCCCAGCGUGUCCUUCUCGGCCCCUUCUCCGGGCAGGGGCAAUGCUGACCCUCCGAGCAGGACCCCGAGCGAGGCCGAGUCCAUCCACUGCUCCCAGAAACCAAACGGGCUGUGAACCUCUUGGUGAGAAUGGAGGAGUUUCCAUCCCAUGCAGAGACAGGGCUUUCCCCCUGUAUCCCAGCAGCGAGUGCUCAGAGGGAAAUUUGAACAGGAAACACUGCCAAGGACAAAGGUGUGAAUUCCAGGUUCUUCAGAACCCGGGACAAACACUGUGUCAUGUUACUACACACACUGCCCUGGGAAUUCACGGGCUGGGGGCUGCACCUUACCUUGGUCCAUCAGCAUGUGCAGUCACAGAAACCUGGGGAUGGCUGUGAGUCACCUGAGCUGGGGCUCCAGCUUGGCUGAGUGGAUGAACGUAGUUACAUGGUUAAAUACUUUUCACUGUAGUUAGCCAGGAUCCAGAGCCUCGGCCAAUUCCCACCAUGGCUGAGAGCCCAGCUCCCAAAAUAACACACCAAGCCUAUGUAACAUCUCUGAGGUACCAGAGCCCUUUGAGAGACACAAAUCAAAUCAACAACUGCCCCAGUGUGUAACUCUCAAACUCUCUACAGUCAAGGCAUUUUGAUUUCCCCCUUCCCUUUCUAUUGUUGAGAAAGCAUGCAAUGGAAAAAGAAGUCCAGUUUUCAAGUGAGCCAGCUUUUCUAAAGAACUGGAUAGGUGAAGUCAUACUAGUUAUAAUAUCCCAAUUUAAUGCAAAGUUAAAGUUUUCCACAGGUCUUUUAUAACCCACUAUCAAUCCUGCUGCAGUGCUGCUUAUUCUGUUAAACAGGCAAAAAAAUCCCCCAAUCCCCCACAACUAUGCAGGUUCUCUAUGCAACAACACACCAGAACUGUGUCCCCUGUCCCGCCAAACUCAGCCACACACACAGAACAAAGUGACAGCAGCUCUUUAAAAACAAUUCUAUCUCAAUGAAUGUUUCAGGACUGAAAGGUCACCCUUCUCCAAAUCCAGCUAUGUUUGUGACUCAGCAAAAAUGUCACAGCUCUGUUUGUUUUUAUUUCAGUUCCCCUUUCAGACUCCCAGCCUCUGCCAUGG